CUGCAACUGAAGCACUACUGUAAUUCUGUGGCCUAGCGUACAGCAUUAAAUGAAGCGACAGUUAUUUAGAUAAGGCAUAGCGGGUGGAUUAAAGCGAACGACAUCAGUGUUGUAAUAAUAACAGAAGUAGGUGGAUACGUCUUCAACAAGUUUGAUUUAUAUGAAAAUGCUGAACUUAUAAUUUUCGAGGACGAAGCAAGCUGAUUCCGUUGGAGAGAAAUAUAGCUAGCCAGGCAUUUCAUAACGUUAGAUCGAUUUUUCAAUUCGUCGUUGGAUGAACGUUUUCUUUUUGUAGUUUACUUCUACAUUAUUUCUUUUGAUAUUGUGUGCAUAAAAAACGUUUUGGAAUUAGUGGUUAGUCAACGGAAUACCGGAAAUCGAAUUGCACUGGGAUGGACAAUGCCCAUACUAAGACGGUCGAGGAGGUGUUGGGUCAUUUCUGCGUGAAUGAGUCCACAGGCUUGAGCUGCGAACAGCUGAGGAAGAGCAAGGAGAAAUGGGGCCCGAAUGAGUUACCGGCUGAAGAAGGGAAGUCACUAUGGGAACUGGUCCUGGAACAGUUUGAAGAUCUGUUGGUUCGGAUUUUGCUGCUGGCUGCCUGCAUCUCCUUCACUCUUGCCUGGUUCGAGGAAGGGGAGGGUACCAUCACAGCCUUCGUGGAACCCUUCGUCAUCCUCCUCAUCCUCAUCGCCAACGCUAUAGUUGGCGUGUGGCAGGAGCGCAAUGCCGAGAACGCCAUCGAGGCGCUAAAGGAGUACGAGCCGGAGAUGGGCAAGGUUUACCGGCAGGACCGAAAGAGUGUCCAGAGGGUCCGGGCCAAGGACCUUGUACCUGGGGACAUUGUGGAGGUGGCGGUGGGUGACAAAGUCCCGGCAGACAUCCGUCUGACCUCCAUCCGCUCUACCACACUGCGAGUGGACCAGUCCAUUCUGACGGGGGAGUCCGUUUCCGUGAUCAAACACACGGACCCAGUGCCUGACCCGCGAGCCGUCAACCAGGACAAGAAGAACAUGCUGUUCUCUGGCACCAACAUCGCAGCAGGCAGGGCUAUAGGCGUGGUGGUGGCGACCGGGGUGCAGACGGAGAUCGGGAAGAUUCGCGACGAGAUGGCUGCCACCGACCCCGAGCGCACCCCACUGCAGCAGAAACUGGACCAGUUCGGAGAGCAGCUGUCCAAGGUGAUUACAGUGAUCUGUGUGGCCGUGUGGGGAAUCAACAUAGGUCACUUCAACGACCCGGUCCACGGUGGAAGUUGGCUCAGAGGGGCCGUCUACUACUUCAAGAUCGCCGUGGCCCUGGCCGUGGCCGCCAUCCCUGAAGGCUUGCCCGCUGUGAUCACCACCUGUUUGGCUCUGGGGACCAGGCGAAUGGCCCGGAAGAACGCCAUUGUCCGUAGUCUGCCCUCCGUGGAGACCCUGGGCUGUACCUCGGUCAUCUGCUCCGACAAGACCGGUACCCUCACCACCAACCAGAUGUCUGUCCACCGGAUAUUUGUUGUGGACAGUGUGUCCGGCGAUCAGUGCGCCCUGAGCGAGUUCUCGGUGACCGGAUCGACUUACGCCCCAGAAGGGGAAGUGUAUAAGAAUGGGAGCUCUGUGAAGUGUAGUCAGUUCGAGGGCCUGGUGGAGUUGGCUUCUAUCUGUGCCCUGUGUAACGACUCGUCUCUGGACUACAACGAGGCCAAGGGGGUGUAUGAGAAGGUGGGCGAGGCCACGGAGACGGCCUUGUGCUGUCUGGUGGAGAAGAUGAACGUGUUUGACACAGACCUCCGAGGACUCUCUGCUGUUGAAAGAGCCACCGCCUGUUGCUCUGUAAUAAAACAGCUGAUGAGGAAGGAGUUGACGCUGGAAUUCUCCCGCGACAGGAAGUCCAUGUCCGUUUUCUGUUCGCCCAACAAGCUCACCCGCUCCGCCACCGGGGCCAAGAUGUUUGUCAAGGGAGCUCCGGAGAGCGUGCUGGAGCGUUGUCGCUGGAUCCGAGUGAACGGGGGCGCGCGGGUGCCCAUGACCCCAGCGGGACGGGAACAGCUCCAAGGGACCGUCAGGGAGUGGGCGACGGGCCGGGACACCCUCCGGUGCCUCGCCAUGGCAACCAGGGACUCGCCCCCGGAGAUCCGUUCCCUCAACCUGGAGAACUCUGCCACCUUCGCCAACUAUGAGUCAGAUCUGACGUUCGUCGGCUGCGUUGGAAUGCUGGACCCUCCCAGGAAGGAAGUACUUGGCGCAGUCCGCAUGUGUCGCCAGGCUGGCAUCCGGGUCAUUAUGAUCACAGGUGACAACAAGGGCACGGCCAUGUCCAUCUGCCGGCGCGUGGGGAUCAUUACAGAGGAGGAGGAGGAGGUCGGGCGGGACGACCAGUUCUCAGGGGGCCUGACGGGGAGGGAGUUCGACGAGCUGCCCCCCCACCUCCAGAGGCAGGCAUGUCGCACGGUGCGCUGCUUCGCCCGCGUGGAGCCCACACACAAGAGCCGGAUCGUGGAGUACCUUCAGAGCCUGGACGACAUCACGGCCAUGACCGGCGACGGCGUGAACGACGCGCCGGCCCUGAAGAAGGCGGAGAUCGGCAUCGCCAUGGGAUCCGGCACGGCGGUGGCCAAGUCGGCCUCGGAGAUGAUCCUGGCCGACGACAACUUCUCCACCAUCGUGGCGGCCGUGGAGGAGGGCCGGGCCAUCUACAACAACAUGAAGCAGUUCAUCCGCUACCUCAUCUCCUCCAACAUAGGAGAGGUUGUCUGUAUUUUCAUGACUGCUGCUCUGGGCAUGCCCGAGGCCCUGAUCCCGGUUCAGUUACUCUGGGUCAACCUGGUGACGGACGGCUUCCCGGCCACCGCCCUGGGCUUCAACCCCCCCGACCUGGACAUCAUGUCCCGCCCCCCGCGCUCUCCCAAGGAGCCGCUGAUCUCCGGUUGGCUCUUCUGCAGAUACCUCAUCGUCGGAUGCUACGUGGGAGCAGCCACUGUGGGGGCGGCCGCCUGGUGGUUCAUGGCAGCACACGACGGACCCAAACUGUCCUUCUACCAACUGUCCCACUAUCUGCAGUGCAGUGAGGGCCAGGGCGAGUUUGCGGGGGUCCAGUGCUCUGUAUUUGAAUCCCCCUACCCCAUGACCAUGGCCCUGUCUGUGCUGGUCACCAUAGAGAUGUGCAACGCCUUAAACAGUCUGUCUGAGAACCAGUCACUGCUGAAGAUGCCCCCGUGGUCUAAUCCCUGGCUGGUGGGGGCCAUCUGCCUCUCCAUGGCACUCCACUUCCUCAUCCUAUACGUGGACCCCCUGCCCGUGGUGUUCCAGAUCCGGCCCCUGUCGUGGCCCCAAUGGGUUGUGGUCCUCAAGAUGUCCCUGCCCGUCAUCUUCAUGGACGAGGCCCUCAAGUUCCUGGCCCGGAACUGGAUCGAGCCGGGCACCGACGUGGAGCGCCGGGAAGAGGAGCGGGAUCGCCGGCGGAGGGGUCAAGGGUCAGGGGGCGUGGUCGCAGCCGUGAGCAGGGCGUUCAGGGGCGUCUCCUGGUCGUUUGUUUUGAUGUCGUUCCCUCUGUUGGUCUGGAUCUAUAGCCUGGACUCUGACAUUACCAAUAUGUUCUACGAGUGAAGAGGGGAGAGUGGGAGAGGAGGGGUGCAGAGUGGGUUUGGUUAGUAAUAAAAGUGAAGAAGCGAUUGGAAAUAAAAUUAAAAAAAAUUAAAAAAUAGGCAAGCAAGUUCAGGAAAAGAUGGAGUAGUGUUGCACGGUUUUACAAAACGUUGGUACUUUUCUGAGACUAUAACGUGAUAACCGUUUCGCUACUGGAAUUGUUAUUUUUGGUUCUUCUCAAUAAAAUGUCUCUCGGUUGGUUGC
Messenger RNA from Esox lucius (northern pike), 3827 nucleotides. Its product is annotated as sarcoplasmic/endoplasmic reticulum calcium ATPase 2. The coding region runs from base 393 to 3584 and encodes 1063 amino acids. Gene Ontology annotation, cellular component: membrane. The transcript has 23 exons. Gene Ontology annotation, biological process: intracellular calcium ion homeostasis; calcium ion transmembrane transport. The record is from RefSeq and is a predicted model, not a curated record. Gene Ontology annotation, molecular function: ATP binding; P-type calcium transporter activity; ATP hydrolysis activity. NCBI's taxonomy places the organism in Eukaryota, Metazoa, Chordata, Actinopteri, Esociformes, Esocidae.